UGCACAGUAGCGGCGAAACGUCGCAGUACUAGCCACUUUGCACUUUUGUAGGAUCCAAAACAUUACAAACAACAGCAGCCGAUGCAUACGUUCUCACAAGAGAGAAUCCUAGCAACACGACAAAUUGUUAUUGCCUGAUGCUGCCCAAGUAACUGGUUGAACGUGCUUGGGUGCAGCCCUCUCUCACCUGACUGCGCGCGCGUAACUGACGCGUCUCGCGACUGGCCCGCCCCACCUUCGCGCAGCUAGGUAGCACCCGUAGUCUCCACAACAUCCACCACGAGCAUGGUCAACGAACGGCCCAAACAGUUCGGUGGAGCGCCACGCUUCGGUGGUGGUCCUCGGCCUGGUGUUGCAUCGUCAUCGACAUCUCGGGCGGCUCAACUUGGUAUUGGUCUCGGUAAAGGAGCCGCAGGCUUGGGCGGCUUAGGAAAGGGAAAGGGAAUCAGACGCCACCAAAAGAUUCAGCGCGAUACCAUCCAAGGUGUAACCAAGGGAGACAUCAGGAGGUUAGCUCGUCGAGGAGGCGUCAAGCGUAUCUCGGCGACAAUCUACGACGACGUUCGCCAGGCUCUCAAAGCUCGACUAAGUGAUAUUUUGCGCGAGGUCGUUGCUGUCGUAGAGCAUACUGGCCGUCAGACUGUCUCCGUCACAGAUGUUAUAUUCAUACUAAAUCGCCAAGGCCGACAAUUAUACGGGUUUGAUCCCUCUUUUAUGGGGCGUCGACACUGAGCCGAACUCAGUCUCCGUGAGGAGCGUCAUUUCGACCUAUAACGGUACCAAGCACUAGUGCAUCGCACCCGCUGAAAAACAUCCCUACUAAUUCAGAAGUUGACUUCUCUCUGCUCAAUGAUGUGCGGAGGCGAUGUCAGCUGAAAUCUGCGGUCGUGGCCAUCUUUGGUCAUAUCUCUGGAAGAUAAGUUUGGAUAAGAGAUCUUCAUGGUGUGUUAAUGUGAUAUGACGGCGGCAUGUUCUACUUGUGGAGGAAUAGAGCUAAGUCGAUGCAGUCCGUUCAAAUACUGGAGAAGCAAAGUGUGUAUCUGGGUUCGUUCUUGGACAGUAUAUACGAAUGGCAGCAUCUCCACAGGAGGUAGUAUAGCAACAAUAACCAAGGUGAUUCGAUCUCCAGAUAUUGCAAAUUUUCCUU
Boeremia exigua is the source of this 1147-nucleotide messenger RNA. RefSeq names its product histone-fold-containing protein. Gene Ontology annotation, molecular function: protein heterodimerization activity; structural constituent of chromatin; DNA binding. Gene Ontology annotation, biological process: nucleosome assembly. The transcript has 5 exons. Bases 286 to 732 code for a protein of 148 amino acids. The record is from RefSeq and is a predicted model, not a curated record. NCBI's taxonomy places the organism in Eukaryota, Fungi, Ascomycota, Dothideomycetes, Pleosporales, Didymellaceae.